Molecule: messenger RNA, 2202 nt
Organism: Rhagoletis zephyria (snowberry fruit fly)
Lineage: Eukaryota; Metazoa; Arthropoda; Insecta; Diptera; Tephritidae
Gene: Ppcs
Product: phosphopantothenoylcysteine synthetase
Source: RefSeq, a predicted model, not a curated record
ACCACCUUGUAUAAAUUCGCCUUGGGGUAGAAAGAAUUGCACUGCGCUUGUGUGAUUUCCGUCAAAUUCUUGUUGGACAUUAGACAUGGAGUGCAAUCAGAGUUUUAUUGAACACAUCACAGGUCGAACGUAAAUCAGUUUACAAGAUAAAUGUAUCGGAAUUCUUCACAGUUUAACAACGAAAGUGAACUACAUUUCUCGCCUUUGUGUACGUGCGCGUUCGGUACGGGGAGAGAGCUCGUGAUACGCGACUAAUAAUUUAAGACACCACUGGAAUUGUCGAAAACUAAUAGUUCAGUGUUAUGUAGUCGCGUGUUAAUUGAUGAAUUAUUUAUUUUGAAGUAAUUUUUAGCAGCUUUUAUUCAUUUUUAUUAUAAAUCUGUUCCUGCUCGCGCCUAUCAUCUGCUAAGUAAAAAGUUCCUUUAUUUCCGCUCGCAUAGUCAAAAGCGAAAAUACUCACAGCAACUCGCAUAAGAAUAAUAUCGUUCAAAGUUUAAUUUCCGACAGAGAGUUUUGAAUGCUAAUGCGCUUACACUUUAUUUAAUUCAAUGAACAUCCAAUCAAAAUCUAAAUCAAAAUCAACCAAUUCAAAAAACAUAAAAAAAUUCUCCAUCAAUUAAAUUAGCAAAUUGUCGCAACGUUAAUAUUCGUUCAAAUACACCUUAUCAACAUGACGCAUUGGGAGGACUUUUAUAAUACUCAUUUGCCGCCAACGGAUUUUGAAGAUAAUCGCUCGUUAUUGAAAGAGUUUUGUGAACGACACAAUAAACUGAAAAACCGUAUCGUCCUUGUCACGUCAGGUGGCACCACAGUACCUCUGGAGCACAAUACCGUAAGAUUUGUAGACAAUUUUAGUGCCGGCACACGCGGCUCAGCAUCUGCUGAAUAUUUCCUUGACCAUGAUUAUGCCGUGAUAUUUAUGUAUCGCGUCAAGUCUUUGGAGCCAUUCACUCGCCACUUUACGGGCCAACAAUUUUUCGAUAUGCUCGACAUUACCGAUAAUGGACAGAGUACUGCAAUAACAGUGAAACCGGAUUCAGUUGAUGUAUUCGCACCAAUAUUAGCUAAAUAUAAGCAAGCGCGCGAAUCACAAAUGAUUUUAUAUAUUAGCUUUAAUACGGUUGCGGACUACUUGUGGCUGCUGCGCGCUGCGUGUGAAUGUUUGGCGGCAUUUGAAGAGCGGGCAUUGUUGUAUUUAGCGGCGGCAGUGUCGGAUUUCUAUAUUCCUCAAGAUAUGAUGCCCACUCACAAAAUCCAGUCCGGUCAAGGUGCUCCGACGAUUUCGCUGCAGUUGGUGCCAAAAAUGUUAGCACCAUUGGCAAGCCUUUGGGUGCCGCAUGCAUUUGUUGUCUCAUUCAAAUUGGAAACUGACGAGAAUUUAUUGAUUACCAAGGCGCGCGAUAGUUUAUACAAAUACAAUCAUAAGAUGGUUAUUGCGAAUGUUUUACAGUCGCGCAAACAUCGUGUCGUCUUCGUUACACCAACUAUGUCCUACGAGGUGCACCUGAGUAGAGAACAAGCGCUGCAAGGACUUGAAAUCGAGGAGCCCAUUGUUGCCGACUUGGCAAAAAGGCACAGCGAAUUCAUAAAUGAUGUUUCGGCGAGUCGGCAAUGACCGCAGUCGAUGCGCCAAAGGCGUCACAUGCAAGUCGAUUGUCGCGUGACAACACCACAUUUUUGUCGUUUACUAAAUCCAGGACCAGGUGUCGGCCGUAAAUAUUAAUUUAAGGUAAAUGUAAGAAAAAUAGGAAUGUAUAUUCAUAGUAGCUACAAAUUGAUCACAACAGCAGAGACAAAAGUCCAAAAAAAUGGCGUUAUAUCACUGUUAGUUUGUAAGAGUAAAUAAGAAAAUGUGAACGUAAACACUUUUUAUACAAUAAGUACAUAUAUAACAUACCAACAACAACAAUAUUAAGUCAACUGUAAGAAUUACAUAUAUUUUAUAGGUAUAUACUAUACUUAUGUAUGUACAUAUACAUACCUACCAGGUCCAUAUCUGACUCCCUAAAAUACCUCCUAACGGUACAUAAAAAUAAAGUUUUUUUGACCUUUCUAUACAUAUGUAUAUAGAUAUGUAUGUAUUUUGGGCACAAAAACAUAGUGGCACGCAAAUUUACUUCACACUAAGGGUCGUUUUCUUAUGUAACCUUUAACUUUAAAGCUGACUUUAUAUUUAAAGUUUACAUUAAAAUUUAUGGUUAU